Molecule: messenger RNA, 1009 nt
Organism: Abrus precatorius (Indian licorice)
Lineage: Eukaryota; Viridiplantae; Streptophyta; Magnoliopsida; Fabales; Fabaceae
Product: ethylene-responsive transcription factor ERF017
Exons: 1
Coding region: 89-709 (206 amino acids)
Biological process (GO): regulation of DNA-templated transcription
Molecular function (GO): DNA-binding transcription factor activity; DNA binding
Source: RefSeq, a predicted model, not a curated record
AUCCAACAAACAAGUACCAAGUUUUUUCUAUUAAUAAAAAAAUAUUUUUUCUGUGAUUGUAGAAAACAAAGAUAUAACAAAACCAAAAAUGGUGAAGCCGAGCAAUGAAAGUGAAGAGCAAAGCAAUCUCAAGUACAAAGGAGUUCGAAAGAGAAAGUGGGGCAAAUGGGUAUCUGAAAUCAGAUUACCCAACAGUCGCCAGAGAAUUUGGUUGGGAUCCUACGAUUCCGCCGAAAAGGCAGCGCUUGCUUUUGAUGCGGCAAUGUUCUGCUUACGUGGCCCCAAUGCUAAGUUUAAUUUCCCUAAUAACCCACCCGAUAUAGCGGCCAGCAGCUCCAUGACACCCUCACAAAUUCGGAUCGCCGCUGCCAGAUUCGCAAACUCAAGGGUCCAUGAGGGGGAUUUGGGUCAACCCAAAUUGUUGCCUAUGGAAUGUUCCUCAGAGGGGACAACCUUACAAAUGGAAUCUCGGUCGCCUUCUAUUUCGGAAAGGACUAUCCAAAAGGACAGUGACGUCACUCUCAAUGGUUCGGCUCUGGAUUUGUUCACGCCCAAUGGGUUGGGUAAUCAUGUACCCGAUUACGGGAAUUUCCCUGGUUUUGAUAAUUUGAGUGGUGAUUUUUACAUGCCGCAAAUGCCUAGUGUUAAUUAUGGAGAAGAAAACAUGGAUGGGUUGCUAGUUGAUGACUCUUUCUUGUGGAGUUUUUGACGCUGUAAAUAGUAGAAUACGGUACAUUCUAUUCAGGAUUCACCAGCAACGUGUAUCAAGGUUGUGGACAACUUUAUUGUUUCUGGAACUGUGUCAACAAUCCGGUGUCGGUGUCGGUGUCCAUUCUGGUUUUGGAUUGGUUAUUUUUUAGACAACCAAACCAUGGAUUGUUUAUUUAAUUGCUUUGUUUUAUUUGAUUGGUGGUUUACCAUCUAUGUGAUCUCUCUAGCACUAAGGAGUAAUGCAAUGGUCAAGAAAGAAGUUGUAAAGUUAUUGACAUAUUUAAUUUUUAAAUCUAAU